Messenger RNA from Orbicella faveolata, 3592 nucleotides. RefSeq names its product NLR family CARD domain-containing protein 4-like. The record is from RefSeq and is a predicted model, not a curated record. Lineage: Eukaryota; Metazoa; Cnidaria; Anthozoa; Scleractinia; Merulinidae.
CCUACGCCACCAGGAACACUCACCAAGGAGGAUUUUUGUUGACUGCCUUCUCAUGGCGUCAUCAUUUACCUCUUCUAAGGAGACAACUAAUUACGCGCGGUUGUGUCGCUUAUUGGUGGAUGUUGGGACACAAGUAUUAAGGGAAACAUUUGAAAGAAAACGUCCGGCAGGAGACCUCCAUACCGUUUUAACAACUCCUCCAGUACAAGGUACAUUGGCAUACUUGCAAAAGAAAAGAAUCCUCAACCCGAUGCAGUGGGGAAAACUCGUAUCACCUACAGUGUCAUCGAAGGACUUCGACAUCACUCUCCUUGUAGUUCUUCUUAGAAACGUUUGUAGUCUAUCUCCUCCAGCAACAAGUUGGAAAAGUCCUCCAAAUCCGACAGACGUAUCAGAAGCCGCUGAUAUCGUGCGUAUCAGGAUCCACAGGAACGAAGUGUACGCUCACACCAACGGAGCUUCUGUUGAUGAUGCGACAUUCAAUAACCAAUGGGUAAGCAUCAAAGACCCGUUGUUGAGACUUGGGGGACCAAGUUAUCAGACAGUUAUCGAUAAUCUAAGGACUGAAUGCAUGGACCCUGAGAAAGAGCAACACUAUCAAGAUCUUCUAAAAAAAUGGAAGGAAAAUGAAGAAAGUGUCAUGGAAAAGCUUACAGAAAUCGAGGAAAAGGUGGAUGCAACCCAGAGCAAAUUACAAAAGGUAGAAGAGAGUCUGGCUAAUUUGGUGGAACCAGUGAGACACCCAGUCAAAGACGUAGCUGUUACAGAUUUUUCAGGUCGUCUGUGUGCAUUGUACAACAACUUGAGUCAGGUUAAAGUCACUCCGUGGGACCCUGACAACACCGUUCACAUCGACGAAAUUUACACUCAGUUAUGCUGGUUUAGGGAUGACAAGAGGCCUAGUGGAAUAAAGCAAGACAAACUCGCAGACUAUUGCGACAUUUUCAAAGGGAAAACGAACAAGCCAAAUCCAGACAGAAUUCUCGUCUACGGUAGACCAGGAAUUGGGAAGUCUACUUUUGCACAGAAGAUUUCCAUCGAUUGGGCAAGAGGCAAAAAAGAAAUUCUAAAGAAGUUUGACCUACUUCUUAUGAUUCCGUUGCGCACUGUCUGUGAAAGCGAAACGUUUCAAGAUAUUUUAAAAGCAGCCAAAUUGUUUUCUGCUGAAGACCACAGGUUGACUGACAGUCUCCAUAGCUACAUUCUUCAGCACAAAGAUAAAGUCUUGCUCGUUUUGGAUGGCUUUGACGAGUACAGUGCAGCAACACCGUCACCAGUUCUUGACAUCUGGAAGGGCGAUGAGCUGAGAGAGUGCAUUGUUGUCUUGACAACGCGACCAAUAAGAGGAGAUGAAGUAAAACGCUUCAGCGACGUUCAGUUUCAAAUCAAAGGAUUUGCCACAGCCCAGAUCAAAGAGUUUUCAAUGAAGUUUCUGGACAAUCAGCAAGAGGUUGAAGUGUUUCUUAGCUACAUUAAGAAGCAUAAACUGGAGGAAAUUGCUGCGAUACCCCUUCUUCUACUAAUGCUUUGUUUAGUCUGGAAGGAGAGGGAUCAGGAAGGACUACCAGAAUCGAGAGUUUACCUUUAUCGCGACUUCAUUCAAGCACUAUGUAAUCACAUGGCGACAAAAGACGGUGGUGGAACAGUGAGUAGUAUCGAAGACUACAGCGCUGAACUUAUUCAAGUCGGAGAACUGGCUUUCAAUGCUCUAUUGGCAAACUCGCUAGAGUUUGGCUUUGAACAUCUUCCCAAUAAAUUUUUGAGUAGCAGAUUGAUCCGUGUUGGGGUAAUUCAGGUCGUAAAGCUCUUCAGUGCAAAGCCAAAGAAGGUUGUUGCAUUCCUUCACAAAUCCAUUCAAGAGUUCCUGGCAGCUUGGUUUAUAAUUCACAAGCUAAUUCCCUCCGCCAAGGACAGCCUAUCAUGCAUGCCUGCUAUUGAUUCCACUGACAAAGCUGUAGCGAUGGUUGAGGUCCUAAAAUUCGUCUCUCAGUGGUCGCUUGAAGGAUCGAGUGCAGUCUUACUACAUCUUGAAUCAUUGAAGGAGAAACAGAGUUCCGAACACACCAGAAGUGAAACCCUGUUUUUAGACGAUUUGUCGGACGAUGACAAGAAACUGCUCGAGUUGAAUUUGCAGUGCUUUAUUGAAACACCAGUCUUGGCAAAGGCAGAGGCCUACCCAUUGCUGUUGAAGUCGACAUGUGGAGUCCUAGUAAUACCAGACACGGUGCUACAUCUUCUAACUGAAGACCACGUGGUCAAAUCCAAAGUACUUCCAAACCACGUACUGUUCAAUUUUCGACAACGGCCGUCGCAAAAACAACGCGAUUACAUGGCCUCGAUGAUGGACGACCUUGAUGCGUUAGUCGUAACUGCGUCGGGUGAAAGAAAGGCUUCGGACUUCGUAAGAAAGCUGUCGAAGUUUGAAAUAUUGACCUCCUUGUUUCUGCAAAGAAGGGAAGGCAAAAUGUUCCUUCACUGCACUCAGGUUGCCGGUAUUGAUGUCGGCACACUGAAUGAGCUCACAUUACCAACGCCAAGCCUUCCUCCUCAGACCUCUCAUGAUCAGCAACAUGGCGAAGAAAGCAUCUCGAAGAUGAUUUGCCAAAGACGUCAACAUUGCUUUUCGCUGGCAAAGAAGAUCGAAAUUGACGAAAUAGAAGAUGAAGAAUCCAUUGGUGUUAUUUCCAAUGUAGUGCCUCUGGUUGAUCGUCCACAAGAGAUAACUUUCUGCAGUUCACAGGUAUCUUUUCAACCUGAUAAGAUAGAGCGUUUGACGAGAGGACUGAACAUCACCGGAUGUCUUCAACGCUUGAGACUGCACAGAAUGAGCUUGAACGAUCAGUCAUUAACUGUUGUAACAAGUGCCAUUCAUCAAGCUAGCAACUUGCAAGAACUAUUCUUAUCGGAGAACCCGCUGGGUAGUAGCGUUAGCUGUUUAGCAGAGAAUCUUCAACAUGUGCCGCAGCUGGAAACGCUGGAGUUGAACGAUGUUCUUAUGGAAGAGGAAGCGUUUUCUGAUCUUGCUAAUUCUUUAUGUGAUGUUCCUGAGUUGAAAGUACUUUGUGUCUCUCGGAACAAGUUAGGCUCGUCUAUCACUGUUUUGGCUAAUACCUUAAAUAGCAUUCGUGGUCUCACCCAUUUGGAACUGAGUCAGACACAAAUGGACGAAGAGGGAGCAAUGGCGCUUUCUAACGGCCUAAGAAGUCUCACCAAAUUAGAAGUGCUCGAUAUAUCACACAACCCGCUAGGAAGGGCAGUCACUGAGAUUGCACAUCAUCUGCAGAAUACACCUUGCCUGACCGAGCUUCAUAUGACUAACACCGAGAUGGGUUGUGACGAAGCCACAGCCGUUGCAGCCUCAUUUAAAUACCUUCAAAAUCUUAGGAUGCUUUCUGUUGGGUCCAAUCCACUUGGUGGAGGAGUGCAUUCUCUUGUCCAGCAUCUCUCUAAGAUCCCAAAGCUAAAACAUCUUAACCUUACAAGCGUACUGAUGAGAGACGAGGAAGUAAACUUGGUAUCAAAAGCUUGCAAAAGAGCUCGAAGUGUGACCAUUACCACAGAUUAUCUGGUGAGUACGAGCGCAUUUUCUUUC